Molecule: messenger RNA, 1572 nt
Organism: Suillus clintonianus
Lineage: Eukaryota; Fungi; Basidiomycota; Agaricomycetes; Boletales; Suillaceae
Exons: 2
Coding region: 74-1435 (453 amino acids)
Source: RefSeq, a predicted model, not a curated record
CGGGGACCACCAGACUCUCAGCCUUGAUUUCCAGCUCUCUCUUGGCUGUAAUAAUCAGUGCUGAAGCUGCCUUAUGUGCGAGGCUGUCCUAUUAUACCCAAGACCUCUCGCUCGUUAUCCAGGACGCCUCCUCCUUCUCCCUCUUUUACCUCAUCGACCUCCUCUGAAGCCUCUUCCUUCAGAGAUAUGGUCUCACAUUUUUGUGCAGGUUCUCUUUGAGGAUGGUCAAGAUGCACAAUCACAUAAUACGCACAGUAAUGUACUGCGCUCGUGUUCACCAUUGAUGCUAGUAUGCAAGGGUUUCAAGGAAGUUGCAAUGCCGCUCUUAUUUUCCAGCGUGUGUUUGCACUCUGUGAUAUCCUUGCAGAAGUUUACUGCACAUCUUCAAUCUGCAGACCAAAUGUGGGACUCUAUCCGCAGAAUUCCUUACUCCACCCCCGGUCGUUGGGUGCAAGUGCUUGAUCUCUCAGGGCUUCUCACAGCGCUCGAUUCAUCGGCGCACUAUGCAGUUAACGCACUUUUGACGCAGCUUUUCCCACUGCUGCCAUUCGUUGCAAAGUUGACUUUAUGUGCUGGAUUUCUGCUGAGCCGUCGCGCACUUGCGUCUCUGACAUACCGAGAUGGCAGCUCCAAUAUUCGUGCACUGAGCGGAAUUUAUUAUGAUCCCUUCAUUAAUUCCGCGGCGACAACUGGUGAAGAUCCUUUCGUUCAGUUGCUACGAGCAUGCGUAAAUCUGGAGCUGCUGGAAGUCAUCGGGAUUGGUUUGGAUGACACUGAUUCCGAGUCACAAUUCGAUGACACCCAAGGUCUCAAAACACUACCUAUAUCUGCCCCGCUCUAUUUACCGCGCCUUCGAAGCCUCACUCUGUUAUCCAUGCCUUCCUCUUUGUUGAUGCAUGCUCUGUUGCACUCUCCUCUACCGCGCUUACAAACACUAUCACUUACUCCGUAUGAUGACAUUCCCUUUCCUGCAUCGCUCUCGUCCCUCUUUCUUGAGACGCACGGGCAGCACCUUCGUACCAUGCUCCUCUUCACUCCAAAGUCUUGGCCGACACACUAUCAUUCAUCACCCACUACUUUAUUCCACACAUCCCCAAAUCUCAAACACCUCUCUCUCGAAUUUCCGCUACCGGCACUUACACUUCCAUUCAAAACGCCAUUGACUGGUGUAUCAUCACCGCCUACUCUUCCCCUCCAGAUUUUGUCAAUUCCCCGACCCAGCCGUGACUUCUGGGUGACUUUGGAAAGACUCCUCCCGGUUCUUCCUUCCCUAAAAGUUAUACGUAUGCGCGACGUGCAAUGGCUAAGGCAUGGAAUGAAUUCCCGUGCUCAGGAGGCUGGGGUACAGGGUGAGAUGAGGGAAUGGAACCGUCGCCUGACCCGUAGAGGCAUUCGAUUGUUGGAUGGCAAUUGGAAGGAGACACGGAGCGCGUGAAUGUGGAAUGUUCAAAUAUAUCUUAGAGCCAGCUAUCGUUUGCUAACGUCUUGUAUGUUGUCGUGUUUUCUGCUCUCCGCUCAUUGCUGUAUGUAGCUCUCACCUCUCAAUAUUAACAUUGUCUCUGCGAGUCAAAC